Molecule: messenger RNA, 1116 nt
Organism: Panicum hallii
Lineage: Eukaryota; Viridiplantae; Streptophyta; Magnoliopsida; Poales; Poaceae
Exons: 3
Coding region: 1-1008 (335 amino acids)
Source: RefSeq, a predicted model, not a curated record
AUGGGCAGAGUUGUGCAUGUGUACAACCAACUAGUAAGAAGAGAAAUGUUCGUUAAGGAGAAACAGCGAUUUGUGAUCGGUGAUGACUUGGUGAUCAAGCCUGCGUCAACAGUCAGCACGCUGUCGAUGUUUCAGAAGGUCGGUUCUGAUAGGAUCGGUCAUGGAUUUGAGGAGGUCGAAGUGCGGGCGGCAACGCGGGGGGUGGGGGUGGGGGUGGGGGGUUAUCUGCCUCCAAAUUGCCCCGGUUUUUCCGAGACUCAGCGUGGUCUCAUCACCAAGGCCUUCCUGUCCAAGGAAUCAGACCCGCCUCCUCAUGUUACUGAUAACCAAAUCAUUGUUGAUCCCAAGAUUCAGCAUCAGUGCGACAGAGGUCCUAAUUCUUCACCACAUUUCAACAUCAAGAUCUUCUAUAACAGACACAGAAAGAAGGUCAUGUAUGCUGAAUGCAAACAUGAUUUCGUGGACCUGCUCCUCAGCUUCUUGACUUACCCCGUGGGCUCCCUUUUCAAGAACCUGGGUGGAACCUCCCAUCUCGGAUGCAGCUUGGAUAAUCUAUACAGCAGUGCGGUUGAUCUCGAUGUGUCUAGCUUGUUGACAGGAGUUUGCUCGCCACAAAAGACGUUGCUUGACCCCUGCAUAUCCCCGUUUAAUACUGUUUUUGUGAACACUUUGGAGCGAACCAUCCCAGAAUGGUUCAACUUAGGUCGCGUCGUUCUAUGUUCCCAGUGUUCCAGAUAUGAUGAGAUCGUAAAAGGAUGUGGCUCCUGUGGCCCACAGUUUAGCAGAGAUGCCAACUAUGUUGUUGAUGAUGAUUUACUUAUCUAUCAGGCUUCAGCAAUGCUGGUGAUGAAGCAUUGGUGUAAGGUAGACAAGGAACAUGUUUUGGAGAUGGACGUUGCAAUCAGUAAACUAGAGGCUGUUGAUCUGCUAAGAGCAGCCUUGACUUCGAAGAUGGCAUUGAUGGAUGUGUUCAUCAGCAGGCUGGAGGAAGCAUGCCAAGUCCCGUGAUAGCGUUACGGUCCUGAUGCUAGAACUUCAAGUUUCAGUGGUAGUGGGACUAUAUUUACCUGUAGGAUGUCUCCAUUAAGUUUUCGUCUAAUCUGGUAUUUCUAUAUA